AUGGUGAGAGAGAUAACCACAUCCACAACCUUAGACUUGGGAAAGCCUUCCUACCAAGCCAAAGAGCGCGGUUCUUUGCUUGGAAAUGGUAUUCUCACUUCCAAUGGCGCUUACUGGGCUCACCAACGGAAAAUCAUUGCACCCGAAUUGUACAUGGAGAAGGUUAAGGGAAUGACAAGGCUAAUUACGGAUUCAGCAAUAACGUUGGUGAGCUCAUGGAAUGGUCUAAUUGAGGCUGAGGGUGGUGUGGCGGACAUAAAAAUAGACAAUUACUUGAGAAGCUUCUCUGGGGAUGUGAUUUCGAGAGCUUGUUUUGGUAGCAAUUAUUCUAGGGGGGAAGAAAUUUUCUUGAGACUUAGAGCUCUCCAGGAUAUUUUUUCCAAGAAAGUCUUGACAACUGGGAUUCCUGGCAUGAGACAUCUUCCAACAAAGAGCAACAGGGAAGCAUGGGCAUUGCAGAAGGAGAUUCACACACUAGUCUUGAAGGUGGUGAAGGAGAGGAAUGAAGCUGGUUAUGAGAAGGACCUAUUGCAAAUGGUUCUUGAAGGUGCUAGAAACAGUGAUCUAAGCCAAGAUGAUAUUGACCGAUUUAUUGUUGAUAACUGCAAAAACAUCUAUUUGGCUGGGUACGAGACCACUGCGGUUUCAGCCAUAUGGUGUCUUAUGUUGUUGGCUUCAAAUCUAGAAUGGCAAGAUCGGAUUCGUGCCGAGGUUGUCCAGAUUUGCAGAGGUCGAAUUCCAGAUUCUGAUAUGAUUCGGAAGAUGAAACAGCUGACUAUGGUGAUAAAUGAGUCACUGCGCCUUUACCCCCCAGUGGUUGUGGUGUCAAGGGAGGCCUUGACAGACAUGAAAUUUGGAAACAUUAAUGUUCCCAAGGGUGUGAAUCUCUGGACCUUGGUGACAACACUCCACACUGACCCUGAAAUUUGGGGACCAGACUCCUACAAAUUCAAUCCAGACAGGUUUGCAAAUGGGAUCACAGGUGCUUGCAAGCUUCCACACUUGUACAUGCCAUUUGGGGUUGGACCAAGAGUCUGUCUUGGGCAGAACUUGGCCUUGGUUGAACUGAAGAUACUAAUAUCACUCAUUUUGUCGAAUUUCUCUUUCUCUCUCUCCCCAAAAUAUGUUCACUCACCUGCUCUGAAUUUGGUCGUCGAGCCUGGACAUGGAGCGAACCUUUUGGUGAAGAAGUUGUGAGCUUUGCCUUGAUUGCAAUACUAGGUUGUCCUGAGUUUGGGAUAGAUUGUAAAUAUUGUACUUCUUCUUUGUCAUCUUUGUCGGUUGUUGUACUAAGAUUUUUUUUUUGGC
Messenger RNA from Ilex paraguariensis (yerba mate), 1308 nucleotides. NCBI's taxonomy places the organism in Eukaryota, Viridiplantae, Streptophyta, Magnoliopsida, Aquifoliales, Aquifoliaceae. The record is from the annotation of a GenBank genome assembly.